AUGGAAGGCUUGGAGCACGCUAUCACUAAUUGGGAAGAUGCGCUGUCUGUAGGGAUACCCCAGCUCGGAACUGGAACAUUUGCCCUGCCACUCAUAUUUGCAUUUUUCAACUGUGUGUUGUAUACUGGGAAUUUCCCCUUUCAGGCUGUUGGUGAAAGCGAGUUUACGCAUCAGCUGGAACGGUUCAUUGAGAAGGCCCUAGAACUGCAGGAUGAGUGUGAGAUGAUGUUCAAUGAUCACCGAACUGUUCUUCCAUCGGGGGAUGAUCUCGGAACGAUUCAUGAGAUGAGCAAGGUCAUGCUGAUAGGAGAGAGAGAAGUGAUCGGGGAGUCUGGGGAAGAGACCUCAACAUCUGACUUUGAGGAUUUCGUUUCAGCAACCGAAGAGAUUGCAAACAUUGAGGAGCUCCUUGCUGAUCUCCCCGAAACCUGGCGCCUGUAUCAGUCUGGACUUAAACAAGUGCAGUAUGGAUACGUGCCAUGUAGAACACUUAGAACAGAGAUGUUGAGGUGCUCGUCGGAUGCAGAUUUUCUCGCGAAGCUUGUUUGCGUGCGGAAGGCGUUUGCCUAUAUUCUCACCGACGCAAGAAUGCGCUGUUGGUUUGCUGACACCGGACGCGAGAUCAUCACCAAUCUACUUGCACACGGCGAUAAGGUAACAGCCCACCCCUGA
Molecule: messenger RNA, 672 nt
Organism: Priapulus caudatus
Lineage: Eukaryota; Metazoa; Priapulida; Priapulimorpha; Priapulimorphida; Priapulidae
Product: protein FAM73B-like
Exons: 5
Coding region: 1-672 (223 amino acids)
Biological process (GO): mitochondrial fusion
Source: RefSeq, a predicted model, not a curated record